Mytilinidion resinicola is the source of this 735-nucleotide messenger RNA. RefSeq lists its product as uncharacterized. Lineage: Eukaryota; Fungi; Ascomycota; Dothideomycetes; Mytilinidiales; Mytilinidiaceae. The record is from RefSeq and is a predicted model, not a curated record. The coding region runs from base 239 to 688 and encodes 149 amino acids. The transcript has a single exon.
UUACCGUAUAAGGGAGCAACUCCGUGCGCCUUUACGGGGGGAAUAGUAACUUUCUGGCCAAUUAAUCCUCAAGUCGGCUAAGUACUAACCCAGAAAAGAGGUAUACCACGAUCGACUCAGUUUAGCGCUGUGUUCACCGGACGUAUAGAGAGGCUGUAUACCCAUCAGUCUGACGACUUUGUGAAUUCUUUAUACCCUCCGCAGUCCACCGAAAACAAGGCACACUUGCUUGGAGCCGAUGCACGUGUGUCCCGUAGCCCCUUGCCCCCAUGUAUUCUGCAGACUGAAGAGAAAUGCCUCACAUGGAUUAGGAAUACAAGCAUGUGAGUCUCGUGACCGAUACCUUUUCUUUCUGGCUUCGUGUAUAAAACCCUUCUUCCCCUUCCUUCGUUUGACGGCAGGGAAGUUGGUGAGAGUGUUGGACAUCAAAACGCAGUCAAGCGGAUGCCAAUGUCCAGCUCUCGAGCGGAAAUCGAAUGCCUGUGCCUUUGCCGCCAUGGUGGGAGGAGAGAGCGGGGCUGUCAAACAUACGACUAACACGGUUGAAUGGUGGAGGGUGUGGGAGUUGGAGGUGCAAAACGUCAGAUCCUCAGGUGAAAUGGAGAGGGAGAAGAAGAAGAAGAAGGGGAAGAGGCCGAUGAUGCGGGCCAGUGUACUACUAAAUACUAAAGCGAUGACAACUAUCUAAAGAAGAAAAGCAUGUUGUUUACUAGAAGAGGAAGAUGAAAAGCCGAA